Molecule: messenger RNA, 9593 nt
Organism: Drosophila albomicans
Lineage: Eukaryota; Metazoa; Arthropoda; Insecta; Diptera; Drosophilidae
Gene: cut
Product: homeobox protein cut
Exons: 8
Coding region: 1598-8605 (2335 amino acids)
Biological process (GO): regulation of DNA-templated transcription
Molecular function (GO): DNA-binding transcription factor activity, RNA polymerase II-specific; DNA binding
Source: RefSeq, a predicted model, not a curated record
CAAUGUUGUUCAGUCAUCAACUGAAUUCGUGACUGGCAACGUCGCCUCUGUGUGUGCCGCCCGCCAGUGUGUUUGUCACUGUCUGUGUGUGUGUGUGAGUGCGAGUGCGUGUGUGUGACUGUGCGUUCGUUGUCUCUCUAACUGUUAACGCUACGCUGCUGACUGUGUGUUUUGUGGACGCUACUGCAACUAACUGACUGUGGUUGUAACUCACAGAGAUCUUCUGUCUGUCUCCCGCAUUUGUCUCGUGGAGUCGGUCGAAUAAGAAUCAGAAUCAGUAUCAGAAUCAGAAUCCCAAUCAAAACUCAUAUUUAUUAAAAAUAAAAAUAAAAAUACAAAACACGAAUAUUGACAACAGCAGCAGCAAUAACAACGAAGCACAUCAACAACCACAACAGCAACAACAACAACAACAACAUCGACAAAAACGACAACAAGAAUAUAAAAAAAAAAAUAACAAAAUUUAAUAACUGUAUUUUCAGUUUAUACAAUUUUUUUGAUCUAUUUUUUUUUACCACACGAUUCAUUUACAAUUACUACAACAACAACAACAACAAAUCAAAGAAAGCAACAACAAGCAUAAAUAUCAAUAUAUUUAUAUACAACAAAAAUUCAAAAUAAAUCAAAUGAAGCAAGAAAAGUGUGCGCGAGUGUCACAAGUGUAAACAACAACAACAACAACAAGAAUCGGAGUGCAACAUCAACAACAGCAAACAAACAAACAAACAACAAAGCAACAAGCAACAUGCAACAAAGCCGCUUACAAGUUUAAGCCAAAAGAAGACGGAAACAAAAAAUUUGCAAAUUCAAAUUCAAAUUCAAAUCAAAGAAAUCCAAUCAGAAUUUUACGUUGCUCCCCCUCCAACAACCCCUCCAACGCCCCCUCGCUUAAUCGUUCUUGGAGAGGAGAAGAAAACACCAAUGGCAAGAAAAUUCAAUGCCGACGCAAUUGUUGCAACAACAACAACAACAUCGACAACAACAACGACAACAACAAACAAACACGCCUCGUGUUGUGUUAGUGCAAGUGUUGUGCGUGUGUGUGCGUGUGUGUUUCUUCCAAGUGUGUGUCUGUGUGUGUGCAACAACAACAACAACGACAACAAAUCAAAGCUUGGCACAUGCAACAAAUACAAAUGAAUUAGCAACAUCAAAAUUGGCACCAAACAAAUAAAAACAAAAUUCAUGGAUUUUUUUUGAGCACGUAAAAAAAGAAACAAAAAAUACAAAGUAAAGAAAAGCCGCUAACAAAACAAAGCCAAGAAGCAGAAGAAGAAGCUGAAAGAAGUGCGUGAAUAUUUGUUUAUGUGUCUCUCUCGCUCUCUCUUAGUGUAUGUGUGUGUGUGUCUCUCUCCCUCUCGCUCACUCGCUUAAUGCAAUUAACUAAAACUUAAGAGGAGAAGAACCAAAAAAACAAAAAAACAAAGUUGACGCGCUCUCAAAUGCCUCAACAAACGGUUGAACGGUUGCUGAACUAUCAGCGAUAAAAGCAACAAUAACAACAACAACAAAAACUACAACUGCAACAUAAACAACAACACUACAACAACACUACAACAACAACAAAGAAUCGCCAACAUCCAAAGACAGCCCACGAAUGCAGCCAACAUUGCCACAAGCCGCUGGGACAGCCGAUAUGGAUCUGACGGCUGUUCAAUCAAUCAACGAUUGGUUUUUCAAAAAGGAGCAAAUUUAUUUAUUGGCACAAUUUUGGCAACAGGUAAUUGCAACGCACAAAGUGAACCAUAAUUUAGGCAACUGGGUUAACCAGCGACCAGAGAUCCGCGCUACUUUAGCCGAGAAGGAAGUGAAUACACUCAAGGAGCAACUAUCCACAAGCACGCCCGGCAGCAACAGCGACAGCAACAGCAAUAGCGAUAACAACAGCGAGAACAAUAACACAGCAGCAACCACAGCAGCAGCAGCAGCAGCGGCAGCAGCAGCGGCAGCAGCAGCAGCUUUAAUCAAAGCCGAAGAGGAGGCAACGGGUGACAGCGACAAGCUGUUGAACAGCUCGAUUGUUGCAGCGGCGAUCACGCUGCAGCAACAGAACGGCGGCAAUCUGCUGGCCAACACAAACACACCGUCGCCAUCGCCGCCGUUGCUGAGCGCCGAGCAGCAGCAACAGUUGCAGAGCAGUCUGCAGCAGAACGGCGUCGGCGGCGCCUGUUUGAAUCCGAAGCUCUUCUUCAAUCACGCCCAACAGAUGAUGAUGGCUGCGGCUGCGGCGGCAGCGCAACAACAACAGCAGCAACAAUCGCCAAUGCAUUCGCCCGCUGCAGCAGCCAACAGCAACAACAGCAGCAACAGCAAUACAACGACAACAGCAACACAAGUAACAAACACAGCAACAGCAACAGCAACAACAACUGCGACAGCAACAACACUUGCGACAGCAGCAACACUUCCACAGCCAGCUGAAGCCACAGCAGCAGCAGCAGCUACAACUGCGACAGCAGCAACCACAGUUGGCAACAAUGAUGAUGAUGAGGACGAUGAUGAGGAGGAGGAUGCCUCGAUGCAAUCGAAUGUGGCACAUGCUGAUGGUGAAGCCGACAUCGACGACGAUGAUAUGGAGCUGGAACGUGAGCAUAUUGCCGCCGACAGUGGCAAUGUGGCUGCUGCUGUUGCUGCUGUUGCUGCUGUUGAGCAGCCAUCAGCAAGAACUGAAAAUAUUAUCGAUGCGACGGCGACAACGCAACACAACGAUGAAGAUGACGAUGAUGAUGAUGAAGAUGUGGAUGGUGAUAAUGAUGAUGAUGAUGUUGCGGAAGCGGAGGAAGACGAUGAUGAUGAUGGGGAAGCUAGUUUAAAUGUUAGCAAUAAUCAUAAGAACAACAACAACAACAACACGGAUAGUUGUAGUCGAAAGAACAGUGAACAGAAGAUGCAACAUGUUGCACUGCGUGAUAAUAAUAAUGUAAAUGAGCAACAUGUGGCACACAGUGUCGAGGACGAGGAUUGCACCAACAACAACAACAACAACACCAACAGCAACAACAACAACACAACAACAACAAAUGAGAAGCGCAAAAAGCGCAGCAACAACAACAAUCAACCCGCUGUUUUAUUAGCUGCCAAAGACAAAGAGAUUAAAGCACUUUUGGAUGAGCUGCAACGCCUGCGCGCUCUGGAGCAAACUCACCUGGUACAAAUCCAAAGGCUCGAGGAGCACUUGGAGGUGAAGCGACAGCACAUCAUGCGUUUGGAGGCGCGUCUCGAUAAGCAACAGAUCAACGAGGCAUUGGCCGAGGCAACUGCAUUGGCAGCCGCUGUCAAUGCGGCAGCCACCAACAACAACAACAACAACAAUAAUACCAAUAGCAAUAUCAAUAAUAACAACAACACAAACAGCAACAACAACAACAACAGUCACAGUAGUCAGAGCAGUGAACACAACAAUGAGACGACAACAGCAGCCACAACAACAGCAACAACAACAACACAAGAUCUGACAUCGACUCAUCAGCACGAUGAUGACGAUGACGAUGACAACGAUCACGAUCAUAAUGAGCUGCGCGAUGACGAUGAGGAUAUGGAAAUCACCAGCAACGAUCAACAGCAGCAGCAGCAACAGCUUCAACAGCAAACAUCAGUUGCCAACAAUCGUCGGCAUGUGGAUGAUGAGGAGGAUGGCGAGGAGCAGGAUGCUGAAAUGUCCAAUGCCACAGCAACAGCGGAGAGCAAUGAGCUGAAAAUCAAAAAGGAGCACCACAGUCCACUGGAUCUGAACGUGCUCAGUCCACAGUCGGCCCUCGCCGCUGCCGCUGCAGCAGCUGCCGCCGCCGCCUGCGCGAAUGAUCCAAACAAAUUCCAAGCUCUGCUGCUAGAACGGACAAAGGCGCUGGCAGCUGAGGCGCUGAAGAAUGGCGCCAGCGAUGCGGUCAACGUCAACAGCGAUGAUGCCGGACCACUUCCACAUCCCCAUCACCAGCAACAGCAGCAACAGCAGCAGCAGCAGCAGCAACAGCUGCCACACCAGCUGCAACAGCAACAUCACCUCAACAGCAGCAAUAGCAGCAACAGCAGCGAUCCCUUGGCCCAUCACCAUCAACAGCAGCAACAGCAGCAGCAGCAACUUCAUCAUGCACAUGGGCAACAUCAUUUGCAUCAUUUGCAUCACAACGAUUCAAACUCAUCCAGCGCCAACAGCACACCCAACAGCACCACAGCUCAGCUGGCGGCGAGCAUUGCCAACACACUGAACGGCAACAAGUCGCUGUUGCAGGCUGCGGCUGCGGCCAAUGUGGCUGCCGCCGCUGUCGCCGUUGGCGAGGACAACAACAACAGUCUGACACCGAAUGCGAAUGCCGCUGUCGCCGCAGCGGCGAUGGCUGCACAUGCUCAGCAUGCCGCAGCCUUGGGUGCCCCAAAUUUCUUGCCCAGUCUGCCCAGUUUGCCGGCAUUUCAGUUUGCUGCCGCUGCGGCAGCUGGCCAAGAUGCGCGGGCGCAUUUCCGAUUCGCCGACGCCGAGUUGCAACUGCAGCCGGGUGUCUCGAUGGCCGGUCGCCUCGGUGAGUCCCUCAUACCCAAGGGCGAUCCCAUGGAGGCCAAGCUGCAGGAGAUGCUCCGCUACAACAUGGACAAAUAUGCGAAUCAGGCACUCGAUACGCUCCACAUCUCGCGACGCGUUCGCGAGCUCCUCUCGGUGCACAACAUCGGCCAGCGUCUGUUUGCCAAAUACAUUCUCGGCCUGUCGCAGGGCACCGUCUCGGAGCUGCUGAGCAAGCCGAAGCCGUGGGACAAGCUCACCGAGAAGGGACGUGACAGCUACCGCAAGAUGCAUGCCUGGGCCUGCGAUGACAACGCUGUCAUGCUGCUCAAGUCUCUCAUACCCAAGAAAGAUUCUGGCCUGCCACAAUACGCUGGACGCGGCGCUGGCGGCGAUGAUUCCAUGUCCGAGGAUCGCAUUGCCCACAUACUCAGCGAGGCCUCGUCGCUCAUGAAGAGCAACGCAGUUGCCGCACAGCAGCAACAGCAGCAGCAGCAGGAGCAUCAACGUCGUCACGACGAUACGCACAGCAAUGAGGACAGCAAAUCGCCGCCACAGAGCUGCAGCUCACCAUUCUACAAGGUCGAGCUCAAGCAGCAGCUGCAGCAGCAACAACAGCAGCAACAGCAGCAGCAACAGUUGCACGUCUCCGCGGAGCAUGCGCAACGCGAGCAACGCGAAGCAGCAGCCGCUGCUGCCGUUGUUGCCCAGCAACAACGCGAGCAGCGCGAACAACGCGAAGCCGUGCAACGUGAGCAGCAGCAGCGACUGCGUCACGAGGACUUGGCUCAGGACAAGAUGGCGCGUCUCUAUCAGGAGCUGAUGGCGCGCACCCCACGCGAAGCAACCUUCCCAAGCUUUUUGUUGUCGCCAUUCUUGGGCGGCGCCGCGUGCAUGCCCGGUGCAGCGGCCAAUCCAUUCCCGACGGCCAUGGCCACCGAUGAGAACAUGCGACACGCGUUCGAGCGCGAGAUCGCCAAGCUGCAGCAGCAACACCAACAGCAGCAGCAGGCACAGGCGCAAGCUCAGGCCCAAGCGCAGGCCGCAAACUUUCCCAACUUUUCCAGUCUGAUGGCGCUGCAGCAGCAGGUGUUGAAUGGCGCUCAGGACUUGUCGCUAGCCGGCAAGGACAUCAAACUGAACGGACAGCGCGUCGAUCAGCACAGCGGCGGCAGCAGCAGCUGCUCCAAGGACGGCGAACGCGUCGACGAUGAUCGCAGCAGUUUUCCCGCUCUGCCACCGGUGCGCAAGACCGAAGGCGGUGGCAACACACCAGCUCCAUCCGUUGUGCCUUCGGCCGUGUCAGCGGGAGGCAACUCACAACCCUCAGCAGCAACCGCUGUGGUUGCUGGCAACAGUGGCGGACAACACGGCAGCAACUCGGCGGCGCCCAGUCCGCUGAGCAACUCGAUAUUGCCGCCAGCGCUGAGCAACCAGGGCGAAGAGUUUGCGGCAACUGCGAGUCCAUUGCAGCGCAUGGCGAGCAUCACAAACUCGCUGAUCACACAGCCCCCGGUGACGCCGCAUCACUCGACACCGCAGCGACCGACGAAAGCGGUCCUGCCACCGAUCACCCAGCAGCAAUUCGAUAUGUUCAACAACCUCAACACCGAGGACAUUGUGCGACGCGUCAAGGAGGCCCUCAGCCAGUACAGCAUCUCGCAGCGUUUGUUCGGCGAAUCGGUGCUCGGUCUGUCCCAGGGAUCCGUCUCAGAUCUCCUGGCCCGCCCCAAGCCGUGGCACAUGCUGACGCAGAAGGGUCGCGAACCGUUCAUACGCAUGAAGAUGUUCCUCGAGGAUGAAAAUGCGGUCCACAAGCUGGUGGCCAGCCAGUACAAGAUCGCACCCGAGAAGCUGAUGCGCACGGGAAGCUACAGCGGCAGUCCCCAGAUGCCCCAGGGACUGGCGAACAAGAUGCAGGCCACGCUGCCCAUGCAGAAGAUGAUGAACGAACUGAAGCUGCAGGAGCCGCAGGCCCAACACAUCAUGCAACAGAUGCAAGCAGCCGCUGCGAUGUCCGCGGCCAUGCAACAGCAGCAACAGGCAGCGGCCGCCCAAGCCGCAGCCGUGCAGCAAGCCCAAGCCCAAGCGGUGCAGCAGCAACAGCAACAGAGCCAGCAGCAACAGCAGCAGCAACAGGUUGUUGCCGCCCAGCAACAGGCCCAGGCACAGCUCCUACACCAUCAGAACAUGCUGCUCACCUCGCCCGGUCUGCCGCCUCAGCAUGCGAUCAGUCUCCCCGCGGCCAGCACGCCCGGCGGACAGUCGAGCGGCAGCGGCAGCGGUGCCGCAGGCAUUGUGACGCCGGUGAGUGGGGGUGAGAAGAAGCCGAUGCUGAUGCCGGUGCAUGGCGGAGCGCAUACACCGAAUGCGAUGCGCAGCUUGCAUCAGCACAUGUCGCCGACGGUGUACGAGAUGGCGGCAUUGACGCAGGAUCUGGACACACACGACAUUACCACAAAGAUCAAGGAGGCGCUGCUGGCGAACAACAUUGGCCAGAAGAUCUUCGGGGAGGCGGUCCUCGGACUGUCGCAAGGCUCCGUCUCGGAGCUGCUAAGUAAACCGAAGCCCUGGCACAUGCUGUCGAUUAAGGGACGCGAACCGUUCAUUCGGAUGCAGCUGUGGCUGAGCGAUGCCAACAACGUGGAGCGUCUGCAGCUGCUGAAGAACGAGCGGCGGGAGGCGAGCAAGCGUCGCCGCAGCACCGGACCCAAUCAGCAGGACAACAGCAGCGACACCUCGAGCAACGACACCAACGACUUCUACACGAGCAGCCCCGGUCCGGGCUCGGUGGGUUCGUCGGUGAGCGGUGCACCGCCCAGCAAGAAGCAGCGUGUGCUCUUCUCCGAGGAGCAGAAGGAGGCGCUCCGUCUGGCCUUUGCCCUCGAUCCGUAUCCGAAUGUCGGCACCAUUGAGUUUCUGGCCAACGAGCUGAGCCUGGCCACGCGGACCAUCACCAAUUGGUUCCACAAUCAUCGCAUGCGGCUCAAGCAGCAGGUGCCACACGGCCAGCCGGGUCAGGACAAUCCGAUACCGAGUCGGGAGAACACCAAUGCCACGCCCUUCGAUCCCGUCCAGUUCCGCAUCCUGCUGCAGCAGCGUCUCGUCGAGCUGCACAAGGAGCGCAUGGGCCUCAGCGGUGCGCCCAUUCCCUACCCACCGUACUUUGCGGCCGCCGCACUCCUCGGACGCAGUCUCGCCGGUAUUCCGGGUGCUGCGGCCGCAGCGGGCGCUGCUGCUGCGGCAGCGGCAGCUGUGGGCGCCGCGGGCGGCGACGAGCUGCAGGCGUUGAAUCAGGCGUUCAAGGAACAGAUGAGCGGACUGGACCUCUCGAUGCCCUCGCUGAAGCGCGAACGCAGCGACGACUAUCAGGACGAACUGGAGAUGGAUGCCAGCGGACACAAUAUGAGCGACAACGAGUCCAUCGAGGGUGGCCACGAACCCGAACCGAAUCCCGUCUCCGACUACGAGAAGGCGCUCCACAAAACGGCGCUCGCCUCGGCCGCUGCAGCAGCUGCUUACAUGAGCAAUGCGGCGCGCAGUUCACGCCGCAAGCCAGCGGCACCCCAGUGGGUGAAUCCCGCUGCAGCCAGCACUCCCAACACACCGGCGGGUGUGGUCGCUGCCGCUGUGGCCGCUGCGGCUGCGGCUGCAGCUGCUGCCGGCGAGAGCAGCGAGCGGAUCAUCAACGGAGUGUGCGUGAUGCAGGGAUCGGACUACGGUCGGGAGAAUGACAAUGACAACGAUAUGGACAGCAUGAAGGGUGCCGGCGAUGCGACUGGCAACGAGUCCGAGCACGAUCAGCACGCUCAGCUGGAGAUCGAUCAGCGCUUCAUGGAGCCCGAGGUGCACAUCAAACAGGAGGAGGACGAUGAUGACGAUCAGCAGCAGCAGCAGCAGCAUCAGCAUCAGCAAUCCGUGGUGGAGGAGAGCGGGAGCGAGGCCGCCGAGAAGCAGCUGAAGGUGAUCAACGAGGAGAAGCUGCGCAUGGUCCGUGUGCGGCGUCUCAGCAGCAACGGCGAUGCCGAAGAGCAUUGCUCCCAGCAGGCGACAGCAGCCACAACGCCAGCAGCCACAGCAGCAGCAGCAGCAGCAGCAUCGUGGAACUAUUAAAGAGGAAGUGAAAGUGCAAUGUGGAGUUUACUUGUGAUUAAGUUUGGCAGCAGACCCAGCAAAAAGCGAUGAAGAUGAUGGAGAUCAAGAUGAUAAUGUUUCGAUUGAUACACGAAGAAUAUAUAUAUACAUAGCACACAUACACACAUAUACCUAGCUCGUAGACCUCUAUAUUAUAUAUAUACAUACAUAUACCUAUAUAUAUAUAUUUAGCAUAUAAUUGAAAAGAAUUUUUUUUUUUUUUUUUGAUCGUAGUUUGUAGGUAAAAAGUUUAGAGACGCUAUGCGAAGCGCAAAAGUAUUAAAUUGUUGGCUUCAAACUUGCCACGUGAACACUCCCUUUCCCCCCCCCCCCCCACUCCCUACUUUUCCCUUGCCCAACAACAAGUGAGAACAAGAAGAAGAUGAAGACGAAGACGAAGACGAAGAAAAACACUACCUAAAAACUCUACCAAAAGCCAAAUCUGAUCUGAGGCGCAGAUUUUGCAAAACGAUUUUUUUGAUUUCUUUACGACUUGAAGACUGUAAGCAAAUGGCGGUAGAUUUUUACAAUUAUUAUUAUAUUACUAUUAUUAUUAUUAUUAUUAUUGCUAAAUAUAUUAUAUUAUGACUAUUAUCAUUAUUACCAACAUUUUUUUUUUCCUGCAUUGUUAAGUGUAAAUAGAUAAUCAAUAAAAUAUGAAAUAUACGAUAACAAAAACAAAAAAAAAAUAAACAAAAAGCAAAAACUCAAUGCCGUUCUGUAAAUAGUCGAAAAUUCGUAGGCAUCAAAUGUUCUUUUAUAUUUUCCUAACUAAAUAUUUCAUUUAAUUUAACAAACCAUAUUUUUUUUUUUGCGCUAAAAAGUUUUAACUAUCUUUUGAUCUCAAGCAGCACCGACUCAUACAUGAAACAUAACUGAUAACUAAUAAAAUCAACGCGAACGAACAUCAAGUUAAGAUUACACAAAAAACAAAACAAAAACAAAACCUGAAACUCGAACAACAAAA